ACAAACAUGUAAAUGCUCAAACAAUUCUAUGUAUUUGGAUGAUAGCAUCACUUUUGUCAGGAAGUCGAUUAAUGAAAGGGGUACUUGAGAAUAUGGACCAUGAAGACAAAAAGGCGUUUGAAGCCAACGCCCGAGUUUUCUCUGGAGGUCUAAAUAAACAACAAAUCAUCGAUUACUACAAUAAUUGGGAAGAUUACGAAAUGCACCUGCAGCCUGGUAGGUACAAUGGACCACUGUAUGCUGCUGAAGCCGCUGACCGAAGCUUUCUAAGCAGCAAAGAUACGAUUCAAAUCAUAGACGUGGCAGCAGGCACGGGCUUGGUAGCUGAAGAGUUGGUCAAGAAAGGUUUCAAACAAAUACAUGCUUUGGAUCCAAGUGAAAACAUGCUUCAAAAGGCACGGAUGAAAAACAUCUACCAGAAGUUUUUCUGUGAAUUUCUUGAUGAAGAGCCAUCUCCAAACAUCAGUAACGGUACAUAUUCAUGUGUCGUUUGUUCGGGAGGGUUUGGAAGUGGCCAUAUACCUUCAGGUGCACUACUAGAACUGAUCCGAAUCACAAAACCAGGUGGAAUGAUAAUUAUCGUGAUGAGGGAAGAAUACUUAGAUAUAGAAGAGUACCGCGACAGCCUGGAACCUCUGAUGGAGAAAUAUCAAAAGGACGGACUCUGGGUGUGUGUAGAGAGAUCCAUUGUCCAUAAGUAUUUCUGUGACAAAACAGGAGUCAUUUCCCGCUUCCAAGUCAAACACAAUUCUAAGUGAAGACCAGCACCAGGAAUCGGCCUUUUACAGAUACUCUGAAAUUAUUAUUUCAAAAAUACUAAAGAAAUAAAUUUAAAGCAUGCC
This is a messenger RNA of Saccostrea cuccullata (small rock oyster), 842 nucleotides long. Its product is annotated as methyltransferase-like protein 27. Bases 39 to 758 code for a protein of 239 amino acids. The record is from RefSeq and is a predicted model, not a curated record. Lineage: Eukaryota; Metazoa; Mollusca; Bivalvia; Ostreida; Ostreidae. The transcript has 6 exons. Gene Ontology annotation, molecular function: methyltransferase activity.